AUGGAAGGGAGUAUGAGUGGGAAGGGCUUUGUAUCAACCCGACUGCUGCAAGCGGUACCUGCGGGGGGUGCAGUCCCAGCACCAAGAUCCAUUCCGUCCUUCAAACCGGUUCCGUUCAAGCGAGAAAAGUUUCUCUCUAUAAAAACUCGAACUGCCGAAACGUUCUUCGGUACGCGCGACCGACUAUUCCGGCGCUCUACCGCUAUUGUUGAGCAGAUGAGUGAUAUGAGAAGGAAAGAAAACCUAUCAUCUUCCGUGAGUGGUAGUGGUGGAAAUGUCCUCAAUGGUUGUGAAGGAAUAUACAUUGGGGCUCCCCUUACACCACAAAUGACGGAUGAGAUUAACGCGUGGAACAGAAAUCUUCAAGGUCUUGAGGGGAUGCAAGGAUUUGUUCUCACUGACGAGUUAGUGUACGAGGCUGUCUCUAGGAACAUUCGCAUGGGUGCAUUCCCGCAUGCGCUGAAUUGGUUGGAAAAGGCUGCGCGCGAAAAGCGGCUUCCCGUGCCAACUUUAGUGCUGAAGGACCUGCGCAUGUUCUUUGAUUUUGUGCUUUCUGUGCUCCCCGCGAGCAACGCAACCUUCUCAACUGCAGUCGACAUGCUGCUCGAGGAAACGGCUUCGACUAUGUUGCCUGAAGUAUCGACCGAUGGGUCGCGUGGCGGGGAAAAUGAAGAUGAAGUCACUUGCGGUGAGGUGUGCGAAAACUCGCCAAUACGACUUGCAAGCACUUCACCUUUCGCACUCCACAUUUUCAGAGAAUUAUUCGCGCCCGUCUGGGGUUGCCUGCUGCGUCUUGGUCUGCUUCCUACGGUUGCGUCUGCGCAAAAGGAGUGGGAUCGUUUGCAGGGAAACAAGGUCUCUGACGGUGUAUUGUCAGGUUUGAUUGAGCGUAUAGACUUUGAUGGGUGCGCACCCUCCAACAGAGAGAGUAGUGGCACUAACGUGGGAAAGGUGCCUGCGGCACGGCAAGCGUAUAUGGAACUCCUUCUAUCUCUUGCACAAUGCGCUGCCGAGGCGAAAGAGGUAUAUGUCCUUUUACACCUUCAAUCUACCUUCUGUGCAUUAUUUGCUGAACCAAGGGAUGAGGGCCGCUCUCACCCCUCGGUUUCUUCUGACGAUUCCCGCCUUCAGCGUUGGAGGUUGCGACGGAAUGUUUGGUGCAAUUCGGAUGAUGGCAGGGAAUACUUUCACCGCUUUGCGAACGAUUUCCUUUCUUCUGUAUAUUAUGGCCGCCAGCUCUACCAAAGCGAAGUCUCGCUAAAUAAUUGUGUUCGACAUUUGUCCAGUACCGUGCCCGGGGUGCAAGGAACAGAAGAGCUGGGAGAUAUGCGGAACGAUGGACGGGAUGUUGGAGGUGCCGACGAUGAACAACGGCAGCCAAACAAUCCGGAUGCUGACGAAGAUGGCAAGUCAAGGUUGUUUACGGUGGAGGAGGCCGUGGAAAAUGUAUUGUGGGAGGUGAUGAGCCAUGAGGCGUCACUGUUCCCCGAUGCACUCGCAUACGCCGGACUUCUGCUUCGACGUACUGUGACUGAUACAACUCUUCCUACUUCCGCAACAAACCCUCGCUUCAGUCGGGCGGAGCUUGAGUGGAUGCAGCUUCAUAGUGACAUGUGCCGUCGCUCCCACGGUGGUGAGGACGUGACAGCCGAGUUACUGAAUCUCAUUCGCCCAGGUUCCACGGUAACACGAGGACUGGCACUGAAUGCUACAUGUCUCGAGGAUAAACAGUGUCUUCUGGGACUGGUGGUUGAGACAGUUAUUACGAUUGCUGGGGUGUCGAGGCUAGCGGGCCCUCAACGAGGUGACCUGAUUAUUAAGGCUACCACGCAGUUGCUUCUGUGUAUGAGGGAGGUUGAAUGUCAGGGAGGACAGCGGUUGAUGCUCCCUCAGUACAGUGUAGGAUGCGUAAUGGUAUCCUUGGUGCCCUUACUUCGUACCACGCUUGAAUCUGCUUUCAAAAGUUUAAAACAAACUGAGUGUUGUGAGGGCCACAUUAAACUCUCAUUUUCCCGCAGAGAUGUUCUGCGUAUUGUGAGGGGUCUGAUGCCGAGUAUAUUGGAGCAACGAGUGGUAUUUGGUAACGUGUACAGCGGAGUGAUAACAGUUCUGACGCUGGCAGAAAUGUGGGACGAAGUGAUGCAGGUACUGAAACAUUUAGACCAGCCACAUGUGUCAGAUGGUGAGGAUGGUGACCAUCAGGGAAUAAGCAGCCUGUUGGUGGAUCAGCGGGUAUGGGCUUGGUUGUUUCGCCGUGCUCGCGAUGCUGGUCAGGUGGAAAUUUGUUUGUUCCUGCGCAGUCGGCGUGAGAAGUUGUUUUACUAG
Messenger RNA from Trypanosoma brucei brucei TREU927, 2325 nucleotides. RefSeq lists its product as hypothetical. The record is from RefSeq and is a predicted model, not a curated record. The transcript has a single exon. The coding region runs from base 1 to 2325 and encodes 774 amino acids. Lineage: Eukaryota; Euglenozoa; Kinetoplastea; Trypanosomatida; Trypanosomatidae.